Anarrhichthys ocellatus (wolf-eel) is the source of this 11811-nucleotide messenger RNA. Its product is annotated as sphingomyelin phosphodiesterase 3-like. Gene Ontology annotation, cellular component: cytoplasm. Gene Ontology annotation, biological process: sphingomyelin metabolic process. The record is from RefSeq and is a predicted model, not a curated record. Bases 4206 to 5777 code for a protein of 523 amino acids. The transcript is spliced from 3 exons. Lineage: Eukaryota; Metazoa; Chordata; Actinopteri; Perciformes; Anarhichadidae. Gene Ontology annotation, molecular function: sphingomyelin phosphodiesterase activity.
AUCUCUAGUUUCAAGUCUUCUUCAAUACAGCAUGAUGUUCAUUUAGUAAAUUAUGGUCCAUUUUAGAGUGAAAUAUACCACAAAGCAGGGUACGCUUUAGGGCGGGGCUACUUUGUGAUUGACAGGUCGUUACCACAGGGUUGUCUGGCCUGGGAGUUGUCUGUGUUUUCGUUUUAGUCUGUCUAAUUAACAGACUACAGCUCAGCAUAGUGCAGACCAACUAAGGAUUUCUCUGUGGCACAAAACUGAUUCAUUGUAAACAUGUAUAUGUCUAAGUCUGCAUGUCUUUGGACUGUUACAUGAUUUGUGUGUCUGUGCCUGAAUGUGUGUUUUUGCCACUAAAGUGUCUGCUGGCAUUCUCUCGGAUCUUUUCCCUCCUCAGUGUAUUUCCGUCUCUUCCUAUAAGCCUGUGUGUUUGGGAAUGAAUUAUGCACUGCUCCGUUUCCCCUGAUAACACUAACUGUGACAGUUUGUGCUCGCUGAUGUAUCAGCUGUGACUGAAGGGUGUUUUUCUGGGUUUGCUUGUUGAUGACGUCUGCAAUUCCAAAGAGGAAAUUCUUCACGGAGUCUUGUUGAAAGGUUGAUGCCAUUAGAUAUUGCAGGUCAUGGGGUUUAACACAGCACGAUAAAAUAAGCAUAGAAUGAACAAAGCCUUUAGUGCAAUGAAAGGUUCUCUCAGUUUGCUGCUUUCCACUUGUCAAUCAUCUCGUGAGCUGUCUGCCUCAUAAUGGCAACGAGGAAGACGGGGAAAUGCCGCAGCGCUGAUAUUUUAAUUAACUAAACAGUUUUCUCUUUUUUUUCCUGCCUUUCUCCAUCGUGGUUCUUUCCACUGUCACGCUGUUUCUCCAAGAUUUACUGUGAUAGUUACAACCUGCUCACUGCUAGAUAUAUGACACUAAUAAAUAUAUCUAGGGAAAAUAUCUUCAGCGUGAGAGUUAAUUCAUUGGAGAUAAUAGUUCUUAAAGGAAUAUAGGAAUAUAUAUUAAAGGAAUAUAGCUUGACAAAUUCCGAUUUUUCACUUUCUUGCCAAUAGUUAGAUGAGAGGAUCUAUUGGGUGAAUGUAAACCUAGAGCCAGUAGUUAAUUAGAUUAGAUUAGUCUAUUUUACAACAGAAAGCAGAGGUAACGAUAACAGUCUCUUUUAAUGUUCCUAUACAAGGAAAUUGUUAAUUAUGUUGUGAGUAUAACAUAUUUUGUUCUGCACUACAUUUGUUUUUGACAUAUCACAAAUACGUGUAAAACCAAUAGCCAACUUUGACUUAUUUCAAUUUAACUCCCUAAAGUGAAAACGUACUUAUUUUAAGCCAAACCGUGAUGUUUUACUAUAUACUGUACCUAACCAACAGCUUUUGAUGCAUUCUUGUUUUGUUUCAAUUUGCAACGUUGAUCACGUUUUUAAAACUGCGACUGUAAAAUGCAUUUCCCUCUAAACCUAAUUGCAUUUUGGUUGUAUGGUAACAUUAUUUUGUAGUAGACAGGGCUGCCAAAUCAACUUAGCAAGUAAGUCAUUAUAACAAUUGUUUUUUACAACUAUAAUAAUUACACAAAACCAAAAUGUAAAAACCAAGAGUUGCGAUUGAACAGGGAACUAUUUUUGUAAACCGCAGUGACUUCCUUUUUCAACUGCUAUAUGUCUAUAUGUGAGCAGCUAAUGAAGACCAUGAGGCGUAAUCCUCAACUCUUGUUUUUCAGGAACAAAAAGAAUGUAUCUAGAUUUGUUGUGAUGAUUUCCAAUAAACGAACAUUGGAUAAAAUGUAUUUAACGCAAGCAUGUACUUUUUACCUCUCAUUUUCUUUGUUUAUUACUUGGAGAGACUGAUCUGCAGUAUAAUGAGUAACUCUCUCCGGUGUUUUCUCUCUGUGUCUCUUUUUUGCGCUGUACUCUCCGUCUGAUGACUUUUACUUCAUACUGUGGUGAACAAUGUCCUUAAAUAAGAAGAAAAAAGAUUUCAACAUUAAAAACUAAAAUUACUAAAAAUAAAUUGAAUUUAAAUAGAUCAUUUGAAAUGUUUUUAUUAUCCAUGUAUUUUUGGUGAAUCCUAAAACAGUGAGCCAUAAAUAGCUCCUUUUAAUGAGGGAAGGCUGCAAAUUGCAUCUUUAAUUUCAGGCAGCAGUGCAAAAAGUGAAUUUGUCUGGAGGCUAGCCUUCUAUUUGCUCGCUUUCAUUAGGUCACUGACUUUCUCUCUGCGCACUCUGUCCUCUGUUUACGCUAAAUAGACACCAGUGUUUAAUUGAUAGGUAGGUUAAACAGUGCUUUAACCAAUUACCAUCACAGUCAUAUUCACUAUCUUAAAUAAACAGCAACCAUGGAUUUAUAACCUAAGCACUAAAUCCGAAGGGUGGUUGAAUUUGAAAGUGCUGUCUGUCGUCCUGCUAAUCUGCCAGACAAUCACACGUCAAGCCAGUAAGCCGCCCAGACAGUUAAACAGUCAGUCAGUCAGCUGGAAGCGCUGCGAUCAUGUCAGUUCGACCUACCGUUGAAUCAGUAGGACAUUUCUUCAACUCUCAGCCGCCUCGGUCAACCAGUCAACCAGCAUAAAGAGGAAGUCGAUCAGUAACAGGCGGCAAGUCAGUCAUCUUACAAAAUGGGGAACACCGUUCACACAAUAACAUGAAUCAAUGUUGUACACAAAGGUUUUGACUGCGCAGAAGAUUACUAGGAUGGAGGUGACAGUGAUUAUUGUUGUGCUAUUCAGAGGAUGAGCCUGUCAAACAAAAGAUUUUCAUUUUGGAAGAAAAUAGUAGGGCUGUUUUGACAAAUGGCUCACAAAGUGGUGUUUUGUUGAGAAGUGUUCCAACUUGAAAAGAUAAAAAAAGAACAGAUCCUGGAUGCGAAAUGAAUAUAGGACAGACAACGUGGCGUACUUUUUCAAGUCGGUGAAAAUUAAUUAAGACAGAAAGCAAUACUUUUUUUAACGUUUUUGAGUCAAGAAGAUGUAUUACAAUAAUGUUAUUUGACAGAUGUAAAGUGAGUACAGUUGCUUACCGGUGUAAUUGGGGACAUCACCUUCACCCACUACGUGUCUUAAUAUGGAUUGUGCAAUGUAACGUGUGCUAGAAUAAUGUGUGUACAGCAUACGGUGAGUUUCAGUGUGGUUUGAUGGAUUCUGGAGUCAUUUUGUCGUGCUGUAGAUGUGCUGCCUUGUUGCUCCGGUGGUCCCUGUCAGGUAUAUGAGGUUGCCCUGAUGUCAACACUUUGUUUGUUUUUUCCUAAACCCCUAGCUGUUGUCAGGAAUUAAUUAAUCUAUUCAUUAUCUAUUCAUGCUGGUGGAAUUGAUUCUUUCCAUUGUUGCUUGUGUUGGUGUAUUAUAGUCGGUUAAAAAGCAUUCACUGACAGUCUUUUCUGGUUAAGUCCACUGUGGGCAGAAAGAUCAUUUAAGCAGUAGUGGUUAAUAUCAUAUUGAUUAUCAUUCUGGACCAUUCAUGGCCUGUUCUUCUUGAACAUAUUAGCCCAGCCCAUUUCCUAUUAAGACAGGCACCUUCAUUUUUUUUUUAAUGUGGCUGAAGCAUAUUUUCAGUUGCUGCUGUAGUGGACUUAAAAGCAGCUGUGGGAACUAUAUCCAUGACGCAUUCACAAACAUUAGGAGAUAAACAAGGUUCAGUUUUCACAGCAAGUCCAUCACUGAUCUCCUGUUUCUUGUUCCUCCCCACCUUUCUCCCUUUCUCUCUCUCUCUCUCUCUCUCUCUCUCUCUCUCUCUCUCUCUCUCUCCCCCUCCCAAUUUAUUUGCUCUAUUGUUCUAUCAAUCAGUUCACUUUCUCCAGAACCUAAGGAAACGGUGAUGUUUAACGGCCGGGUGACAUUUAAUGGCUGCCCCAUCUUGAGCCAACUGGCGUCCUCGCAAUCAUAGAUCUUUCAUCAACGGAAACGUUCUUGUCAUGGAAACCCCCUACCUCCAGACUGCGUUCCUCGACCCCCCCAUGUACAAGGUGUGAUUGCUGAGGGAGGGGAGGUAAUGCUGAGACAAGGUUGUCUGUGAAGAUCCCCAAAAAUAUCACCCCAAACCAUGUAGUGUUCCUCUCUCCAAGGAGGGGGGAGGGUCUACAUUUGAGUCUGGUUUCUUUUUUUAUUUAUUCAUGUUCAUGUUAUCUCUGGAAUAGAUUUGCUUUCGCUUGUUCAAAGAGUGCAUGUGGGUGUGGACAUAGAGUGCGAGGUGAGGAGAAAGUGACAGAGAGAGGAAGAAAGAGGGAGAAAGGAAAGAAAAGAGAUGGUCCUCCACACCACCCCUUACUCCGGGGCCUGUCUGCACUUCCUGGAUGGCUUGUCGUGGAGCCUGGUGUUCCCUUGCUAUUGGCUCCUGGACCAGCUCCUGGCCUCCUGCGUGGCCACAUCGCUGGAGAAGCGUCGACGCUCCCAAGACCCCUGCUCCUUCCUCACCCUGUGCUUGCUGAUCUCCGCGCCACUAUACCUGCUCCUCCUCUUCGCCUCCCUGCCCUUCGCCCUGCUGGGCUUCGUCAUCUGGGCUCCCCUGCAGGCCAUCCGCCAGCCAUACUUGUACACCUACCGCAGGCCAGACAAACACCAGGCCGAGCAGGGCCAGGCCGGGCCAGGUGGGGUAGGCCUUGGGGAAUGGAGGCCACAGGGCAGAAGCUUCUGUUUCUGCAGUGCCAACGUGUGCCUGCUGCCCGACUCUCUGGCCAGGUUCAACAACCUGUCAGACACGCACAGGAGAGCCCGGGAGGUGGGGAAGAGGAUCCGCAAUGGUGCCAGUCGACCUCAGAUUAAAAUCUACAUCGACUCACCUACCAACACUUCCAUCAGUGCGGCAUCCUUCAGCAGCCUGGCCACAGGUUUCCGCCGCACCUCCUCUCUGGACCAGCGUCCAGACCAAACACACACCACCAACGGCCCAGCCGACACGGAAACCGAACCCCUCACCGAGUGCCCAAUUCACCCCUCAGGUGCCGCCGACUGCCCCGUACACCCGUCUGCAGGAGACCAGGGUACCUCUGAAUGCCCUCUUCACCCAGAGGGAGGAGACACGACAGAAGACUGUCCCCUCCACCCUGCAGGGACUAACAGCAGCUCAGAGUGUCCCGUACAUAUCUCAGGGGAGGCUCCAGACUGCCCCUUGCAUUCCACAGGGGCUCAAGUUGGUCAAGGCCAUCAUGACUGUCCCGUGCAUGGGGAAGGGAUCCAGACAAAAGCGUCCUCAGACUGCCCACUUCACGCCUCAGCAGUUCAAAUCAGCAUCAGCGCCCCAGAGUCAGACCCACAGGAGGAGGAGGUUGAAACAGGGAACCAUCGGACUGGGGAUCAGGUGGCAGGAGACACGGGCAGUAUGACUGCCUCCAGGGAAUCCCUCGCUCGUUAUCAUGGUGGUGACGGUGGCGUUGGCAUAUCCUCCAACAAUACUCUUUCCCAUGUCCCUCGCACGUCAUUCUUCAAGCGCCCCGGUAGAAAACGCCGCCAUGGAGAUGAAACAUUCGACCACGACAUCUCUGCCUUUUUCCCUGCCAACUUGGAUUUUCUGGCUCUACAGGAAGUGUUUGACCACGGGUCGACGACCAGACUGCGGUGUCAGCUGCAUCGUUAUUUCCCCUAUGUGCUGAGCGACGUUGGCCGGUACGGCUGGAAAGGAUGCUGCUCAAGGUUCAAAUUCCUAAACAGUGGGCUGAUGCUGGCAAGCCGCUACCCAAUCCUAGAUGCAAGGUUUGAGUGCUACCCCAACGGGAGAGGGGAGGACGCACUGGCAGCCAAGGGCGCGCUGUUUGCCAAGGUCAGAAUUUUGUUUUACUUUUUCUUCCUCAUAUUCUUUUUUUUUUUUCAGUCAUUUUAGGAUAUUGCUUGUUUGCUUUCUUGCAAAGAGUUGGUCAGAAUAUUGAUUCCUAUCUUAUAUUUGUCCCAUCACUAUGGAAUUAGAGCAAGAACCUUAGCUUAGCAUAAAAACUGGAAACGGGCAAACAGCAACCCUGGAUCUAUACCGUAUAACUUGUUGAGACAACGUCACUGUACCCGACCAAGAAAUAGAUUCAUAACACUUAGCACUAAAGGAACAACUUGUCAAGUUUUACCUUUUUUUUGUACAGAUUAAACAAACCAGAUAUGAUGAGUUCAUUCUUUUUUACCUUUGGACACAGCCAGGUUAGCAGUUUCCCCUUGCUUCCUGUAUGUCUUUAUGCUAAGCUAAGCUAAGCUAAGCUAACCAUCUCUGGAUCCACUCUUGCAAGAAAGCGAAUCGUACAGUUCCCAAAAAGAAUGACUACCACCCAAUCAGGAAGCCAAUAAAAUCCUUAUUUUUCAUAGAGCACUUUUUAUAGUUCUCAAAGACACUUUUCAAAUGUUGAAAUGAUCAUAUAAAACAACACACUGAAAAUAUACAACACACUUUAAAGUAGUUAUUAAAAGGGGAGAUUUGAACAAAAUAUUUCACUACACACGUGUCCUAAAGCUCUGUAACAUUUUUACUCAAAUUCUACUUCCAUAAAAAAGCAAUUUUUACAGUUUUGAGACAGACGGACCUUUUUAUCAUUUUUCCAUGGUUUCACAAAGUAGUUUCAGAGUCGCUGUCACUGAAAGGUCAGCGCAGAGACCACUUUGAGAAAUGUCAUAAGUAAUAUCCCGGUCUAUAUUUAGACUGGGGCUGCUUUUUGUAGGCUUUGACAAGAUCACAGAAGUAGUCAAAAAUAAUUAGACAACUUGGAUUGUGUAUGUUUAUGUCCUCAUUAUAUUUCAAAAUGAGCUGAAUUAGAACUAAAUGUCACAGUGGACCUAAUUUUAUGCUUUCCCCGCAGCAGAAAUGUGUCUGAGCUCUGAUUACUGCUUGGUGCUGUUUCAGCCAAAAGCUAAUCUUGUCAUCUCUGAUGCCCGCUAUUCGUACCGUUGGCGAGGCGGUAAUUGAAUCUGCCCAUUAAGUCUAUUUAUACUAAAUUAACUCAUCGUACAUUUGUGAAAGCAUGCGUGAGUGUGAAAGACGGGCGGAGAGUUCAAAUGACCUGCCAGCUGUCAUUAGCUGCAUUAAUUACCGUAGAUCUCUGUAGUAUGGAAAGGACAUUAUCAGAGUCUGCUUUAAGAACUUUGGUGCACUGGUAUCUAUCUGCUCUACUUCCUAACCCAUUUGAUGCCCUUGUGUAGAUAAUGUCACUCAGUACAUGUUCGAUGCACUAUUGCCACAAUGUUGCAGUGACGGAGAAUCCGCCCAUUGCAGACAGUACUUGGUAAAUAAACUUAUUUACACCCACAUCCAUUCACACAUUACGCGUCUGUCAUUGUGGUGAGUAAAUGCACCACAAUAAUUACAAAACACUCAUAAGCUUUCCACAUCUCCCACUGCUACGUGGAGAGAAAAAAGCAUAAAACAAAAAAAAUACAUGUUGUCAUUUUCAAGGUCUUAGGUGUUUGUGAAGAAAUUAGCAUAAUUCCACAUCUGUUUAUACAUGGUAUUGAAAACACAUUGAUGAUAAACAAUAAAAUGGCUUGUAGGAUAAUAUGCAAAUCCUUAAGAUUUCAGUCCUGACCAGAUUUUGAAUCUCAAUAUGAAUGGAAACUAAGGAAGUGCUUUCCAAGUUUAGCAGUUUGGAGUCUUUAGCUGCUACCAGAAUUCAAUACUGACAUGCUAUUUAUCAGAAUUGUGUCAAUAGUUAAAUUUUGUGUGUGUACAAUAGAAAAUAACAGUGAUGCAGCAUUUCUUUCAAUCACCAUUGUGUUACCUCCUUCCGCAAAAGAUAGUGACUUAACGGACAUAUAUUUAAAUAAAAAUCCUCGAGAUUGCCCCUUUGACUGUUUAUAAUUAUUGAAACGUAAUUAUAUAUAUUUUUUAAACUGUGCCAGUUGGAUACAGUACAGCUACCAACAGACUGUUGGGGAUGGACAAGACUUGUACAAGUCUAUAUUCCCAUCGAUUAACUGGCCCCAGAUUCUCCAUUCUCUUCAUUAGGUAUACCAACAAAAAGUAAUGUGCCGUAAAUAGUAGGUAUUCCCAAAAUCAAUACAUAUGUUGUGCACGUAAGCAUGAACAAGGUAUAAGACCCCAAAAGCCCACACAGGGCCAGAGGAGAUGGGUGAGUCCAACUGUUCAUUCCCUGUGUGAACAGAGAAGUCAACCUUGUUGUAAUUGUCACCCAACUUGGGUACUUCUGUUACGGCACCUCCGUAGAUAUUUAACCAAAUGACGAUAUUUUCCUAAACCUAACCAAGCAAUUUUUAUGCCUAAAGGCCACUGAGUUGUUUCCUGUGGAGAAGGGAUUUUAUUUUGAAAGGACCAUGUGCAGCUGUUGCAGGCUUUCGAAGGAAAACUCUUCGUAAGAUACGCUGUAUACCAGAGCCAUAUACAGCGUCACUACAUCACUCCUCCACAUUCCAAAUAUGGUAACUUCCAUUCAUUGGUUGCGACAGGGAACUUGCCGAACUCGAGGCUUCAAAACAGCAGUCUACAAACCAAUGGGUGAAGUCAUGAUGACUAGCUCCACUUCUUACAGUCAAUGCUCUCAACAGUAACCGAGGGACAUCCUGUUGUGUUCCCCAUUGCCUACUGCAUAACUUAUACAGUAUGGAGUCCAUUAGGCACUUUCAGCAGGAUGACAGAUCCCAUGUAGGCUACUGUAAGUAUGUCAAGACGGGAUGUAGUCUUAAUGCAUAAUGGAGGUAUGUCCAUGCUGGUUAUACUGUGCAAGAAGCAGGACGGGUUGAUGACAUGGUUACCAGUGCACUAAUGUGGGCUAUGCAGAGUGAUGGGCUUUAUAUUUUUUAUUCUUUGAUUCAUGUUUCUUUUGAAAAGCAUCCUUUUUUUAUAAUAAGACGACACGCAUAAUUUUCCUUGGAGAGAAAAAGCAGUAGUGCACCGAGUAAAGCUCACAAACACAACGUGCAGUGAAUCAGCGAUGAAGGGAGAAGCGUUUAUGUGUGUGUAUGUCCAGUUUAUUAUCUGUAUGUGUGUGUGCCCUGUGGUGAGUGUGGACAGUCUGUGAGUUCAUUAAUUAGCCGUGUACCGUGGCGGUCAGCAAUGCGAGUCUGGAUUGGAUCCAUUCUGGAAUGACAUGCACCUGUAUGUGUGUGUGCAAAUCUAUGUUUGUGUCCAUACAUGCCCUCGCGUUAUACAGUACCAGAUCUAAUGAAAACACACUCCAUCAUCACAGCUUGCACGCUGACAGUCUCCCUGUCUGCCCUGCUGCCCACUGACUGUCACUGCAGAUUACGAGCAGGCGUCACAACCCCGUUUCACCACCCCCUUGUCUAUGAGGUCAUCCCGGGUCCCCCUGACAAGCUGGCUGUCAGCCAGCUGGCAGGUACGUGUUUCAAUGCAAGCUGCUGACACUGCCAACUGACAGAGAAGGGAAGCAAACAAUGUUAAACAAAAUGAUUCUCCUUACUGCCAGGAAAUGCUUAUUGAGAGAACCACAAGUCUCCCAAUCCGGCGUGAUUGGCCAUGGUGAAUGCGACUUUUGUGAUUAAAUACAUUUGUCCGUAUAUGUGUCUUAACGCGUCUUGCCUGAUCGGAUGGUGAUCGGAUAUUACGUGGUCAAAGAAGCGGCUGUAGAGAAAAUUCUCUAUAAGUCCCACGUUAUUUUCGCUGUGAUGAUUAACAGAUUUUCCCUAUAUCCCCAUUAUUUUUUUAUGCUUAUACUCUUCCUCCCUUCAGUAUUAAUAUACCUGUCUUUUAUUGAAGGAUAGCAGCUAAUACAGCUACAAUAAUUUAAUGCAAAAGACAUUUUCCUAUAAAUUCUUCUCAGUAAAAGUCCCCAUUUAUUUUUAAUGCUUACUUUUCCUCCCUGUAGAAUUUGUCGACUUGUUUACGUUGAAGGAUGGCAGUAAACGGAGCUCUGCUAAUCGCUGCUAAACAUGUUUUUCGAUACAUUAUUUUGUUAUUUAAAAUAUUUAUUUUUGAAGUAGCAAACUCAGAAAAUGUUGGGUUAUCACCAACAGUGUUUAUUGGUUUUCAUUUAGUGAUGACAAUGCUCAAUUCUCAUGGCACUGGUAUGUAGCAUAUCCAAGUAAAUAUUACAUAAUGACAAGCAUAAUCACAAGUGCACUAUGCAUCCCUAAAAGUAGAUAUAUGUAGUAUAUUUAAUAUAUAAAUAAAUAAAUAAAAAAUGCCCAUGUAACCCAUUUUUCCCAGCCAGUUGCAGGCUUUGAUGUCCCCGCUGUUCACUGCUUGCCCCUGUCCAUCCUCCAGACAUCUUGGCAGCCUUCCAAGGCGGCAUCUUGUUGUGAACCCUCGCUCCCCCUCCGUGGCCCUUUGGUCAUUCUCGCUCAUUACUACUCAGCACUCCGCCAGCUGGGACGCAUCUCAUUAGAUGCACUUCAUUUGAUGUACCUGAUGUUCACGCUGUGUUCCUCUUCACAGCCACCAGAUACUGUGUGUUCUUUCACAUCAAAUAUAAACAAGGAUGCUCAGUCGGAAGUCGUUGUUAAAGUGAUGAUCCCUGAAAUUCUUCGUUUUUUCAAUUUUUUUAGUUGUGCGCACUCAUCACUGUGGUGCUUUUGCACUUUCCUAGACAUCGCCUGUCAGACACAAUAUUGUUGGUGGCAUUGUAAUCAUCUUCCAUGGAUUUCCUGUUGUUGUCUUUAGUGUUCUUUUUUUCUUUGUCUGUUUAGCAAUUCUAGCUAUCCAUGUUUAUGAGAACUACUCAGUUCUUCUGUUUACUUCAAAGACACUAAUUAUAAAACUCCCUGUGGUGCAGUAAAAGGCUAGAAGACACCAGGAGACAGAUAACAUGCAAACAGUUGAUUAAGGUGUGUGUAUAUAACUCAGAUCAUACACAUGAGUACACUUUUAGAAAUAAUAGCAUUUAUGGAGCAGAACAUUGUGCAUGCACAGCUUUAUACAUGUCUUGGACCUACACACAGUUUUAUACCUCUUGCUGCAAUUGUAAAAACUUAACUAAUAUCAGUUUUAUGGCUCUUGUGGCUCAAAAUUCACAUUGUUAAGUGGAAAUCUCACCUGGAUUACUAAAUCCAGACUUUGAAAUGGCUAAGAAUUGUCUUGGAACCAAAGACUGUGUUGACUUGUCUGUUACAAAAUGUCCGUUUAACUGAAUCAUACAUUUAGUCCAACUUAAUUUUUCAAUAUAGAUUGUAUUCUGAUUCUGUCAUACGUGUUAGGAAAUGGAAAUUAUUUUGAUCCAAGAUAUCAACCAUUCAUUAUUAUUAAAACAUCCGUCUAAGCAGCCUAUUAUCCCCAGGAAUUACGUCCAUAUUGGGUCCGAUGCCAUCGUUCAGUGCCAACUGAAUAAUCAUAAUCAUACAGUAUAUAAGAGGGCCUUUAUGUGGACUUUAAAAUGCUUUGUCAUUACAUUAUUGAACAUUUUUCGGGGCUGUGCAAAAUCAGUUAAUAUUUAUGUUUUUGUCUGGCAGUAGGGUUAACCUGAUAAUGUUCUAAUUUCAUUGUCAGGGUCACUUUAUUUAUCUUUAUCACUUUAUUUCAGUUUGGGUUACUUUGGGGUAAAGUAUCUAGUAGCACCAUGAUGUAUGUUUAUUACAACAAUGAAAUUAAUUUAGUACAUAAUAAACCCAUUGUGUCAAAAUCUCCCCCCAGCCAUCAUCUGCUAAUUCUCCCAGUCCGGUUUAUUUAGAUUAUGAGAAAUUCAAAUGCUUUUUUCUGAAGUCAGUCUUUAGCAAAUCUAACUCGGGACACAAAGACACAUUCUCAUUAUUUCCUCGUGGAUGCAUUUACCUAGAGAGCAGCAGCAGGUCAGCGACGAGGCAGAGAUAGAAUAUUAAUUUAAAAAUGUUUCCCAAAAGGGAGAGCGCUGUCUCUGUAAUUAAAGCUUUUCAGUCUCAACAUUUAUCCCCUCUUAUAAUUAUUUCAAACUACUAAGUGCAUGGUUAAAGUGUGUGUGUGUGUGUGUGUGUGUGUGUGUGUGUGUGUGUGUGUG